AUGUCAGAUAAAUCAAAUAUACUCAAGAAAUAUAAAAUUGUAUUUUUAGGUGAUCAAAGUGUCGGUAAAACUUCUUUAAUUACAAGAUUUAUGUAUGAUACAUUUGACGAAACUUAUGCUGCAACUAUUGGUAUUGAUUUUUUAUCAAAAACAAUGUAUUUAGAAGAAGGUAAAACUAUUAGAUUACAAUUAUGGGAUACUGCUGGUCAAGAAAGAUUUAGAUCUUUAAUACCUUCUUAUAUUCGAGAUUCUCAUGUUGCUGUAAUAUGUUAUGAUAUAACAAAUAAAAAAUCAUUUUUAAAUUUAGACAAAUGGAUUAAAGAUGUUAAAUUAGAAAGAGGAGAUGAUGUAAUAAUAGUUUUAGUUGGAAAUAAACUGGAUUUAGCUAAUGAUAAACGACAAGUUACUAUUGAAGAUGUUGAGUCUUUACAUUUAAAAAUUGGUUCAAAAUUUUUCAUUGAAACUUCAACAAAAGCAAAUCAUAAUGUAAAAUUAUUAUUCAAAAAAAUUGCACAAUCAUUACCAGAGUUUAAUAAUGAAGGAACUGAAAAUGAGAAUAAUACUAGUAAUAAUAAUCAUAAUAAUCCAGAGACAAUUGAUAUUACAAUAGAUAAGAACGCUCCCAAUCCACAAACUUUAAAUACAUGUUGUUAA
Insectozyma verbasci is the source of this 654-nucleotide messenger RNA. The record is from the annotation of a GenBank genome assembly. Lineage: Eukaryota; Fungi; Ascomycota; Pichiomycetes; Serinales; Debaryomycetaceae.